Molecule: messenger RNA, 1290 nt
Organism: Carya illinoinensis
Lineage: Eukaryota; Viridiplantae; Streptophyta; Magnoliopsida; Fagales; Juglandaceae
Product: aquaporin TIP1-3-like
Exons: 3
Coding region: 257-1015 (252 amino acids)
Biological process (GO): water transport; transmembrane transport
Cellular component (GO): membrane
Molecular function (GO): water channel activity
Source: RefSeq, a predicted model, not a curated record
GUGUAAACACAGGGACGAGGUCGACAAAGCCCCCUGGUCCCUACUCCUACUUCAGUUCUAGUACAGAGCAGUGAGUGUCUUUACAGGGAACAGCUUAGACCGGUUCCGUAGCCGUUAUUGUAGGUAUACAAAGAAAAUUGGCAGUGAAACACUAGUAUAUCUAUAGGCUACAGACAGCCCAAAUACUUGGAAAAAGUACACAAAAGAUACUGCUCUCAAGCUCAAGACUCAAGAGCUGAAAGUUAGUUUGAAGAAAAUGCCGAUCACGAGAAUUGCAAUUGGUGCGCCUGGAGAGGCAAGUCGCCCCGAUGCGAUCAAGGCAGCAUUUGCCGAGUUCUUCUCUAUGCUUAUUUUUGUUUUUGCCGGGGAAGGCUCUGGCAUGGCUUUCAACAAAAUGACUGAUAAUGGGUCAUCGACACCAUCUGGGCUUGUAGCUGCGGCAUUGGCGCAUGCAUUUGCGCUUUUUGUGGCGGUUUCGGUUGGUGCAAACAUUUCUGGGGGGCAUGUCAACCCUGCUGUCACUUUUGGUGCUUUUAUUGGUGGAAACAUUACUUUCUUUAGGAGCAUCUUGUAUUGGAUUGCACAGUUGCUAGGUUCAGUUGUCGCUUGUUGGCUCCUUAAGUUUGCCACUGGUGGAAUGGAAACAUCGGCAUUCUCCCUAUCAUCCAACAUGAGUGCAUGGAAUGCAGUGAUUUUGGAGAUUGUGAUGACCUUUGGCCUUGUUUACACUGUGUAUGCCACAGCGGUGGAUCCAAGGAAGGGGAAUGUAGGCAUAGUUGCACCUAUUGCAAUUGGAUUCAUUGUGGGUGCCAACAUAUUGGCCGGAGGUGCCUUUGAUGGUGCAUCCAUGAACCCGGCAGUCUCUUUCGGCCCCGCUGUGGUUAGCUGGACAUGGACUAACCACUGGGUGUACUGGCUUGGCCCAAUGGCUGGUGCCGCUAUUGCGGCCAUUGUCUAUGACAACAUCUUUAUUGGCGAGCCAACACACCAGCCACUCCCCAGCAAUGAGUUUUAGGCAUAUUGUCCCGUGUUUUUGUUAAUUGAAAUUUAAGUCCCUAUCUGAUGUAGAUCGAUAUUGCGGCUAGAACAGUAAAGAUUGGAUGCUGGGGAAAGUACUUAUUGUUGUAGGUGUCCUUGCUGUUGUUUCAUUUAUGCUUAUUAGUGGGUGAUCGAUGUUUGGUUAAAUCGAUGCAUUAAUGUAUUCUUUAUUUUGGAGUCAUUUUUUCUUUAUUUUUUCAGAGAAUUUUGGAUUUUAUUUAAAUGAGAAGCUUUUUGCAUGUGAUUGAUCUC